Molecule: messenger RNA, 603 nt
Organism: Colletotrichum truncatum
Lineage: Eukaryota; Fungi; Ascomycota; Sordariomycetes; Glomerellales; Glomerellaceae
Product: lipocalin-like domain-containing protein
Biological process (GO): lipid metabolic process; response to reactive oxygen species
Cellular component (GO): cytoplasm
Source: RefSeq, a predicted model, not a curated record
AUGAGACCCUCGACCCUGUCCACCCUCCUCUCCGGAGCCGCCAUCGCAACCGCGGCCGCAACCACCAACGAGACCGCCGAGCCGACCAUCCCGAAUGUCGUCCCCUCCGUCUGGGACGGCAAAUGCUUCUAUCCCGCCCCGGACUCUGCCUUUGACCUUGAGUCCUAUCUUGGCCGCUGGUACCAGGUCGCCGGUACUAUCGCGCCCUUCACCGCCGGCUGCAAGUGCAUAUUUGCGCAGUACUCUUUGAACGAUAACGGCACCGUGCAGGUGAACAACACCUGUCAGGCCGGAGACCGCGCGGUCAACAUCCUGGGCACCGCCGCGCCCGCCGACCCCUCCUACGGAGCCAAGGGUGUUCUUCGUGUGCAGUUUCCCGGACAGCCCGGCCCCGACUGUGCGGGCCCGAACUACAUUGUUCAAGAUUAUACCCCCGACUUUGCCCUCGUCCAAUCCAACAACUUCACGACGCUGUUCGUCCUCAGUCGCCAGCAGAACCCCGAAGACGAGGUUCUCGAUGCAUGGAUCGCGCGUGCCGGCCAGCUGGGUUCCAACCUCGGCGACGUUGUAAAGACGGACCAAACCGGUUGCCUGUUCACAUGA